Molecule: messenger RNA, 9432 nt
Organism: Rhinolophus ferrumequinum (greater horseshoe bat)
Lineage: Eukaryota; Metazoa; Chordata; Mammalia; Chiroptera; Rhinolophidae
Gene: SHPRH
Product: SNF2 histone linker PHD RING helicase
Exons: 29
Coding region: 255-5090 (1611 amino acids)
Biological process (GO): nucleosome assembly; DNA damage response; protein polyubiquitination
Cellular component (GO): nucleosome; nucleus
Molecular function (GO): ubiquitin protein ligase activity; ATP binding; ATP-dependent chromatin remodeler activity
Source: RefSeq, a predicted model, not a curated record
ACUCGACGUGCGCGUUCACCUUGACCCCACGCUCCAGAGCGCGCCCUGCAGCUAGGAGCUGAGGUUUCUGGGUCCCCCGGGAACCCCAACACAAACCAGCGUAAAGCGCGCGAGCCCACCUCAGGUGGAUAUUCGGUGGGUGGCGACUGCGUGCCCGGGACCUGCGGGAGCAUUAGAGGGCCUUGGUGCGGAGACGCUCAAGAGGCUUGGAGAACUAGUCUAGGUUCACAUUUACCAACCAAGAAAACGUGACAAUGAGCAGCCGACGGAAACGUGCUCCUCCAGUGAAAGUAGAUGAAGAAAAGCAGCAACAGCUUCGUUGGAAUAUGCAUGAGGACAGAAGGAAUGAACCUCUCCUCUUAACUGACGACGAAUAUCCCUGCCCAGGUUCAGAUUCCUCUUCUGCUCAUUGCAUCAUCUUAGAUGAUAGUGUAGAGGAAGAAGUGGCUCACACAGAUAAAAAGAGAUGUUUGGAGGAGGUGAGCGUCUCAAAAUCAAUCGAUAAGGAAGAGGCUGGUGACAGUUUUUCCCCGUUGUCUGUAAAGCUGAAUAUUGUGAUCUCUCCUCAUCACUUCGAUAAUUCUUGGAAAGCAUUUCUAGGAGAAUUAACUCUUCAGCUUCUUCCUGAACAGAGUUUAAUUGAAAAUUUUUCUGAAAGGAGUUUUACAUUGAUGAGCUCAGAGUCAAGCAACCAUUUCCUGAUCUGCGUUCAUUCAGAAUGCAUAGAUGAAGAGAAACAAGAAAAAGGACUCAACGAGCAAAUCAGUAUUUGUGACAAGAGCAUUCAAGUGGAAUCAUCCUUCAGUGGUGAAAUGUUAGAAGAUUUGGGGUGGCUGCAAAAGAAAAGAAGGAUAAAACUUUACCAAAAACCAGAAGGAAGUCACACUAUCAAGGUUGGAAUUUAUCUUUUGGAAAAUGGCCUAGCAAAACUAGACUUUUUGAGUGAGGCAAAUUCAAGAAUGAAAAAAUUCAAUCAACUCAUGAAGAGAGUGAUGGAAAAGUUAUACAAUUUUUUUCCAGAAAAUGCCCUACACUUCUUAUGGCGAGAGAUUGUUACAUCUGAUGGUUUGAAACUCUAUUACAAUCCUUACACAGGCUGCAUCAUCCGCGAAUACCCAGCUGCUGGGCCACAAUUGCUUGGUGGAAUCCUAGCGGAUGAGAUGGGUCUUGGAAAGACAGUGGAGGUCUUGGCUCUGAUUCUGACACAUACUCGACAAGAUGUCAAACAAGAUGCUUUGACUCUUCCUGAGGGAAAAGUGGUGAAUUAUUUCAUUCCAUCCCAUUAUUCUGGAGGAAAAGUGAAAAAUACAGAAACCCAGAAUAUGGAAAUUGAACCAAAAGAAAAAAUUCAGUGCCCCCCUACACGUGUGAUGAUCCUGACAGCUGUGAAAGAAAUGAAUGGAAAAAAAGGAGUUUCCAUCCUUUCCAUCUAUAAGUAUGUCAGUUCUAUAUAUCGAUAUGAUGUUCAGCGGAACAGGAGUCUUCUGAAACGGAUGCUGAAAUGUUUAAUUUUUGAAGGUCUUGUGAAACAGAUCAAAGGCCAUGGUUUUUCUGGGACUUUUACAUUGGGGAAGAAUUACAAGGAAGAGGACAUACAUGAUAAAACAAAAAAACAGGCAGUGUGGAGUCCAAGGAAAAUUCAGAAAGAAUCCAGAAAAUUAGGGAGUAAGGACACAGAUUCUGAAUACUUGCCACCAAACACCUCUGGUGAUGACAAUGAUCCUUACUAUUACUAUGACAAGGCUGGGAGAAAUAGUAGUAAAAUUAGGAAAAAGCCCGUUCCAUCCACGGAAAAGGGAAAAAGUCAGCCUAACCUUGAUCUCAACUCAGAAGAUCACUGCCCCGCUACCAGUGACUCUGGAGUGACUGAUGUUACCACAUCUGAAAGUACAUGUGUCCUUGAGGUCAAGCAAGAACAUGCAGCAGAGAACCAAGUGGAAUCGCUAAACCCCGCUGGGGCUGAUGGGUCGCAUUCUAACCUUGUGAGUCCCUGUGAUUCCUCCGAUUAUCGCUUUGAGUGCAUAUGUGGUGAACUGGACCAGAUGGACCAUAAGCCUCGCGUUCAGUGCCUGAAAUGCCACCUGUGGCAACAUGCGAAAUGUGUGAAUUACGAAGAGAAGAAUCUGAAGAUUAAGCCUUUUUACUGCCCCCACUGCCUUGUUGCGAUGGAGCCAGUGUCAACACGAGCGACUCUGAUCAUCUCGCCGAGCUCCAUCUGUCACCAGUGGGUGGAUGAAAUCAACAGGCAUGUGAGCUCGUCGUCUCUUCGGGUGUUGGUAUAUCAAGGAGUGAAGAAAGAUGGCUUUUUACAGCCUCACUUUUUGGCAGAACAGGAUAUAGUCAUUAUCACCUAUGACGUCCUCCGUUCAGAACUGAACUACGUAGAUAUCCCGCACAGCAACAGUGAGGAUGGCCGCCGCUUGCGCAACCAGAAGCGGUACAUGGCCAUCCCCAGCCCCCUGGUGGCCGUGGAGUGGUGGAGGAUCUGCCUGGAUGAGGCCCAGAUGGUCGAGUGUCCCGCUGUGAAGGCUGCAGAAAUGGCUCAGCGCUUGAGUGGGAUUAACCGAUGGUGCAUCAGUGGCACUCCCGUACAGAGAGGAUUGGAGGAUCUUUUUGGGUUGGUGGUCUUUCUGGGUGUUGAACCUUAUUGUGUCAAACACUGGUGGGUUAGACUCCUGUAUCGCCCUUACUGCAAGAAGCACCCUCAGCUGCUGUACAGCUUCAUUGCCAAGGUUCUGUGGAGGUCUGCAAAGAAAGAUGUGAUUGACCAAAUCCAGAUACCUCCUCAGACAGAAGAAAUCCACUGGCUCCACUUUUCUCCGGUGGAAAGACAUUUCUAUCACCGUCAGCAUGAGGUGUGCUGCCAAGAUGCAGUAGUAAAACUCAGGAAGAUUUCCGACUGGGCUCUGAAGCUCAGCAGCCUGGACAGAAGGACUGUCACCUCCAUCCUGUACCCGCUGCUGAGGCUGAGGCAGGCCUGCUGCCACCCUCAGGCUGUUCGCGGGGAGUUCUUGCCACUCCAAAAAAGCACCAUGACAAUGGAGGAGCUGCUGACAUCGCUGCAGAAGAAAUGUGGAACUGAAUGUGAAGAAGCUCAUCGGCAGCUAGUUUGUGCCCUCAAUGGCUUAGCAGGCAUCCACAUCAUUAAAGGUGAAUAUGCAUUGGCAGCAGAACUGUACAGAGAAGUGCUGCGUUCAUCUGAGGAACACAAAGGAAAACUCAAAACCGAUUCACUCCAAAGACUUCAUGCUACCCAUAACUUGAUGGAACUGUUGGCAGCCAAGCAUCCAGGGAUACCUCCUACCUUGCGAGAUGGCAGGCUUAAGGAAGAGGCCAAACAGCUGCGAGAGCAUUAUAUGAGUAAGUGUAACACAGAAGUUGCCGAAGCCCACCAAGCUUUGCUUCCUGUGCAGCAGACCAUACGUGAGCUCCAAAGAAAGAUUUAUUCUAAUUCUCCUUGGUGGCUAAAUGUGAUCCACAGAGCAAUAGAAUUUGCUAUUGACGAGGAGCUUGUUCAACGAGUGCGAAAUGAAAUAACCAGCAACUACAAGCAACAAACUUGCAAACUUUCUAUGUCAGAGAAGUUCCAUGACUGCAGAGGUCUUCAGUUCUUACUUACAACACACAUGGAAGAGCUAAAUAAAUUCCAGAAGCUAGUAAGAGAGGCUGUAAAAAACCUGGAGGGUCCUCCAUCUCGUGAUGUUAUCGAGUCUGCGACAAUCUGCCACCUCCGACCAACCAGACUUCCUCUCAACUGCUGUGUCUUUUGUAAGGCUGAUGAAUUGUUCACAGAGUAUGAAUCGAAGCUAUUUUCUCACACAGUUAAAGGCCAGACUGCAAUAUUUGAGGAGAUGAUAGAAGAUGAAGAAGGACUGGUGGAUGAUCGAAUACCUACCACCAACCGGGGUCUGUGGGCAAUAAGUGAGACAGAGCGAUCUAUGAAAGCUCUACUAUCAUUUGCAAAAUCACAUAGAUUUGAUGUUGAAUUCAUUGAUGAAGGAAGUACUUCAAUGGAUCUCUUUGAAGCUUGGAAGAAGGAAUAUAAGUUGCUUCAUGAAUAUUGGAUGGCUCUGAGGAAUCGUGUGUCUGCUAUUGAUGAACUUGCAAUGGCUACAGAACGACUAAGAGUCCGUCAUCCUAAGGAGCCAAAGCCCAGUCCUCCCGUUCUUUACAUCAUUGAACCACAUGAGGUAGAACAGAAUCGGAUAAAGCUACUAAACGAUAAAGCUGUUGCUACAUCACAGCUUCAGAAAAAACUUGGGCAGCUCCUUUACCUAACUAACUUGGAGAAGUCUCAAGACAAAACGUCAGGAGGUAUUAAUCCAGAACCUUGUCCAAUCUGUGCUCGGCAGCUGGGAAGACAGUGGGCAGUCUUGACCUGUGGGCACUGUUUCUGUAAUGAAUGCAUUUCAAUUAUUAUCGAGCAGUACAGCGUGGGGUCUCACAGAAGCUCCAUUAAGUGUGCCAUUUGCCGCCAGACCACAUCUCACAAAGAAAUCUCGUAUGUCUUCACCUCAGAGAAAACCAGCCAGGAGGAGGACAUCCCUGUGAAGGGUAGCCAUUCUACAAAAGUGGAAGCUGUGGUCAGAACUCUAAUGAGGAUCCAGCUUAGAGAUCCAGGGGCUAAAGCACUCGUUUUUUCAACGUGGCAAGAUGUGUUAGAUAUUAUUUCAAAAGCUCUCACUGACAACAACAUGAAAUUUGCACAGAUCAGUCGUGUCAAGACAUUUCAGGAGAACCUUUCAGCAUUUAAACAUGAUCCACAAAUCAAUAUUUUGCUGCUGCCCCUGCACACAGGUUCUAAUGGAUUAACUAUCAUUGAAGCGACUCAUGUUCUCUUGGUGGAGCCCAUACUGAACCCUGCCCAUGAGCUGCAGGCCAUAGGAAGGGUGCACCGAAUUGGACAAACCAAACCCACUAUUGUACACAGAUUCUUAAUUAAAGCAACAAUAGAAGAAAGAAUGCAAGCAAUGCUGAAAACUGCUGAAAGGAGUCACACAAACUCGUCGGUGAAGCAUUCAGAGGCCUCUGUGUUGACCGUGGCUGACCUGGCAGACCUCUUUACCAAAGAAACGGAAGACCUUGAGUGAAGUCACCACUUGAUUCAACCUGCAAACUUUAAUGUAUUUUAAAACUCAUAGCUUGUAGAUCAAAGUUAUAAGUAAAAUAUCCAGUAGAUGUCAGUACAUACUAUUCUUAGUUGAAUGAAUUUCUUUCUUUCUUGGUAGAUAUUGAGUCCUUUUCAAUAUACUGUUUCCAGAAGAUCUAUAAAGAUUUUUAAUUUUUCACUCCUAAUAAAACAUUUAUUUUUGUUCCAAAAAUUAUCUAUAUCCGAGAGAAUUAAGAGAGGUAAUAUGUACUUUUCUUUUGAUAAGUUCAGUCUUAAAAAGAGUUGGAAUAAGAAACAAAGAAAGCUAACCCAGUUUUCUAUGACCUGUUCUAUUCAACCAACAUGAAUCUCAUUUUUGGAAGAGCCUUCAGUAUCUUUAGCACAUGAGUCACCAAUUCUUGUUAGUAAUAUUUUAAGUAGAUGGGGAAUUACAUUAACUCCUAAUUAUUUAAGUAGGUUUAUACUGUAACUCCAUACAUAGUAACUUUACAGUAAUACAACUCCUAACAAUAAGUUAGUAUUAGGCAAUGAUUUCUUUGUAUCUUGCUACAAAAAAAGUGAAACACUGAUCACUUCAUGUUUGUAUUACAUGUUAAGUGGUGUCGUGUAAGGAGUUAACUUUAAAUUGCAUUUCUCAGUACAUUAAUGUUUACCUUAAAAUUAAACUACUUUCUCUACUUUUAAUUUUUCUUAUUUAUUUUUUUUACAUACCUUAAGAUUGAUGUAUCUGUAAAUACUGCAAUUUUUGUAAUUUUAGUUCUUAUCAUUAUAACAUGGAAAUAUGGCAGGCUUUUUUAAAAUCAUUAUUAUACUGAUGUCUUCUUUCUUUUCCUUUCCCAUGUUCUUAUGUAGCUAGACGUUUAACCACUAAUAUCUAAAUUUAUGAUAGGGUUUGUUAUUUUCUUCCGCUAGUACUUCUCUCAAGAACUAGUACUUUAUCUUUGGAACAAGAGAAUGUCAUAUUUACAUAAGCGAAUAAUUGCAAGUGAUAAUAACAUAGUGUUUCUUCUUCUGUGAAGAAUUAAUGGACUUUGAAAUUUCUAACUAAGGAGGAGCUUAUUGUAUCCUAGCUGUUCGAUGCAAUACAAAUGUUCUUGUUUUGUUCUGUUUUCUUUGAGCCUUCAAAAUUCUAAUGACCCUCAGGACUCAUUAGCUUCUCCUUAGCUACCCAGAAAACCAUGAUAGAAACAUCCCCUGGAUCACAUUUGUCCGAGAGGCUUUGGUGCUUAGUUCAGGUGCAUUUUCCUAUUCUAGGUUUGACAUAAUUCAACUGAAGAAAAUACACACACAUUUUUGGUGCUUAUUCUUCAGUUAAAGGAGAUACGCAUUGAUUCUUUUAUAUGAAAUUAAACAGAACUAUUAAUUUUAUAGCUCUUUAAUGUUUUAUAAAGAGCUUUCGUGUAUAUUCACAUGUUUAAUUUGCCCAGCAGUCUUGUGAAAUUGAUAUAAUCAACAUCAUUCCUGUUUUAAACGUAAAGAACUGAGGUUCAGAACUAUUGAGAAACAUGCCUGUGAGAUGGAACAAGUUAAAUACUGGAGCUCAGGUACCCUGACUCCAAAUUUCAUAUUGUUUUUCUAACUCAUCUGUCCGACUGAGAGUCAGAAGGUCAGUGGUUGUAAUUUCAUGAGCAAUUUCAGUAUUUCUGUUUGUUUCUUAGUAUUCUUUUCUGAGCUAAGUUUUAGGGAAAACAAUUUGAUAUGCUUCAAUUUUGUAAAAAAGAAAAAGCAUAUAUAUAAAUAUGCCUAUCUGUAUUAGAGGGAAAACUGCUCUUAUUUCUGUAAGCUGUCAUCAAUUAAAUAAAUAUUUUAGUGGAAGUUGAAAUUUGGGGAUUUAUUUAAUUUCUGAGCCAUAGGACAUAACAAUGUGGUUGUUUUGUUUUUUUGUUUGUUCACUUUGGCCUCUCAGCAAAAGAUGUCAACAUCAUUUAUACUACAGAACCCCAUAUUUCACAGGCAUUUGUUAUUUCUUCAAAAUGAUUGUGGCAGUUCUUUCAAAUAAUUGUUCCAAACAAAUACAGAUCUAACCCCCAUGUCUUCUUGGCCGCAAACAAAGGACUUUUUUGUUUCCUUCUUCCAUCAUUUUAUAUUCUCAGAAAUAUCACUGUGCUUAUAAAUCGUUCUUGUUAGGUAGGUGCUGUACUAAUGAAACAGUGAGAAAAAAAUGAGGUAGUUCCAAUUCUUAGCUUAAAUGUUUUUGGAUGGAGGAAGCAUUCUCUGUUAGUGACUCAGGUGAGCUUAUAGGACUGAAAAGACUUAUUUAUAUACAGUGUAAAAUACACAUACCUAAUUCCAGAAUCUUUUGCUUGAAACCCAGACAGCUUUACUGUUUAUUGCAGUUUUAGCUUCUCUUUUUGUAUGUGCUCUCGGCAGAAGAUCCAAACAUUUGAUUUUAGGGAUUGGUCUCUUUCAUAUCACAUUACCCUGUUUCCCCAAAAAUAAGACCUAGCGGGACAGUCAGCUCUAAUGCGUCUUUUGGAACAAAAAUUAAUAUAAGACCCGGUAUUAUAUAUUAUGUUGUGUUAUAAUUAUACGUGGUCUUAUAGUUAAAAUGAGACCGGGCCUAUAUUAAUUUUUGCUCCAAAAGACGCAUUAGAGCUAGAUCUAGCUAACUAGAUCUUAUUUUCAGGGAAACACAGUAAUAACAACAAACUAAAAACUCUUGAAAUGAUAAAUUCAACAUGUAAACCACAAAUACUUUACAAAUAAUUGUUAAACCUAAUGGUAGUUAUCAAAAUAUUUAGGAACUGAAUUUAGCAAUGCAAGAUUAAUCAUCGCCUCAAGCUACCCUUUCAGGUGGACAAAGGAAGAAAUUGUGUUUUUAAAAUCUUCUCCUGCUUUCAUUUACUAAUUCUCCCAACAUUUAGUGUGCUCGAGUUCUUUAUAUUUAUUAAACCACAGGAUAACCUUUGAGAAAUGUAAAAAUCACCUAUGCGGAGUGACCUCAGGUUUAGCUAAAUUGAAUAAAAAGUACCUUUCAGUUUUUCUAGAAUUUAAACAAAAUCCCACAAUAAUAUGCCAUUUCAUAAUUUUUAACCGGCAUGUCAAUAUAAAAAUGAAUCAUCAUUAAAACAGUACAGUACAAGCAAUACACAUUAAGCCUAGCUGCUCUGAUAAAGGAAAUCUAAUCUUCAAUAAUGUUCCUUCAAAGUAGGAUCAAUUAACUCUGUAUUUUAUAAAAUUGUGUCAAAUGUCUGAGAAUCUCCAUGUAUUUCCGUUACAUUGUGCAGCCAUAUGAAUGUUAUGACGUGUAGGGUAGAAAAAAUGAACCCCUUACAAGCCUUCCUGUAGAGGGAGGACUAUGAGUGAUUGAUGACCCCAAAGGGGAUUCAAGUCUCACGAUAGGUAUGUGGUGGUACAGCGUUAUAGAGCAGAUGGUAGGUAUCACAUACGGAAAGCAGCAGGAGAACGUGGCAGGGACCAAAGGUGCCGUCUCUAGCCUUCCCUUGCCUUCAGUCAGCGUUUCAGGGACUGACUCAUCUUUGACAGUCCCACACCGUCCGUUGGAUCCUACUUCCUUAUUUAAUAUCAGUGACUCUCAAGACUGAUGUUCAUUGAAACUGAUUUUGUUAUGUUGAAACCAAAUCUUUUGUACUGGAGCUUAUGCUUUUUUCUUGCAAAAUAGAAAUAAAAUUUAACCCCCAUUGUCGGUGUAAUGGUCCUUUGUUCAGGGGACUGUUGUUAUGAAGUUGUUCAGUAACUUUCUGCCUGUCAAUAUUCCAUUUUUCUUAAAGGUCUUCCCCUUCCAACCCUUGUGGUACCUUUGUCUCCUGGAAACCUGCUCUUAGACUCCACACCCCUGAUAGACACUAUCUGAAGAACAGUUUCGUCCAAGGACAUACUUUCGACAUGUGGGAUGUUUUCAGCUCUGUGAGUGGUGUGAAUGACCAUGUGACCCCUCCAGUGCCUUAGGGAGCAAACAUUUGUGCCCAAAUUUCCUUAGAAAUCGAGUGUCUCCUCACUUUAUUUAUUUAGGGAUGUCUACUGAGAUUACCUAUGUUUAUUUUCUUUCAAGACCAUUUAGUUUAUAUUUCCCACACCCCUGAUUCUGUACUCAGACCUAUAAAAAUACCAUGUGACCCUUCUGUUUCCCAGCUUCCAGUAGUCAAGUGAGUGCUACGCCCAGUUAUUUCUCGACUCUUCGUAAAAAUUUCCAUUGACUAUGAUGAGAGUAUUACUGCCUGUUGAUCAUGUUAAAUCUGUUUUCCGUUGGCUGUCACAGAAUGCUGUCUUCUGUGGUAGAUGCAAACCUAUGUUUUAAAAGGGAGUGUAUUUUAGUGCCUGAUCUUGCUUUAUUAUAUCAGACUGUUUAUUAAUGAUUAGCU